Molecule: messenger RNA, 512 nt
Organism: Rhincodon typus (whale shark)
Lineage: Eukaryota; Metazoa; Chordata; Chondrichthyes; Orectolobiformes; Rhincodontidae
Product: ATPase family protein 2 homolog
Exons: 3
Coding region: 231-479 (82 amino acids)
Cellular component (GO): cytoplasm
Molecular function (GO): ATP hydrolysis activity
Source: RefSeq, a predicted model, not a curated record
AUUUAAACCAGGCAUACCUUUAGGCUUCAGCCCUGACAUUUAAAGAUGCAGAGUUGGGAGAGUGUGGUAGCAAAGGAAGAACCCACCAAGAUUGGGGACGUGGAGGCCAUUUUGAAUUUAAUUUGCAGAAAUUAAUAUUUUCCUUCCAAUUCCCACCCAGCAGCUGACCAAAUCGAAAGUCAGUCCAACUGACAGGCUGGAAAUAUAAUGGCAUAAGGCUACAAUCAAGAAUGGACCCUUCCCCACUGACUAAGGCUUUGAUGCGUCCAGGACGAAUUGAUCGUAUUAUAUAUGUGCCGCUGCCCGACGCAGCCACUCGAGCAGAGAUCUUCAGAUUGCAGUUUCGUACCAUGCCAAUCAAUGAUGAUGUCAGCUUGGAUUACCUGGUAGCCAAAUCACAGAAAUAUUCUGGAGCUGAGGGACUCAAGGGACCUAAGUGGACAGCAAGAUGUUGGCAUUGGAACACAGUGGUGUAUUGAAGUGGCAGGCAACUGGAAGCUCGUGGGGGGUGA